Molecule: messenger RNA, 1498 nt
Organism: Nematostella vectensis (starlet sea anemone)
Lineage: Eukaryota; Metazoa; Cnidaria; Anthozoa; Actiniaria; Edwardsiidae
Product: 2,3-dehydroadipyl-CoA hydratase
Exons: 3
Coding region: 52-927 (291 amino acids)
Molecular function (GO): catalytic activity
Source: RefSeq, a predicted model, not a curated record
ACACGAAGUAUCAUUAUAAGGCGUGCGCUGGAGAACGUUCGAGUCGCAAACAUGGCAGGUAUCUUGUCUCGUUGCACGCGGUUUGCUGUUGUCCUUCCUAGAGUUUUCGGGGCUUCAGCCAGGUCUGCUACCUCGUACGUGAACACAGAGCAAAAGGGAAAAGUCCUUGUGGUCUCCAUCGCUCGCCCUGAGAAGCGGAACGCGAUUAAUAGCGAAACUGCAGACCAACUCUCCGAGACCUUCCGACAUUUUGAGAUCGAUGAUUCGGUGAAUGUCGCAGUGCUGACGGGAAAGGGAGGAAAUUUUUGCGCGGGUUCAGAUCUGCAGGAGCUUGCACAGAAAGAUGCUGAGACCUACAUGAAAUCUUUCUACCCGCCUGGGGAGGGAGACGGCCCGAUGGGUCCCACCAGGCUGAAGCUAACCAAGCCAGUUAUUGGUGCAAUUCAGGGCUAUGCAGUUGGAGGGGGACUGGAACUUGCCUUACUCUGUGACCUGCGUGUAUGCGAGGAAGACUCAGUCUUUGGAUUCUUCAACCGGAGAUUUGGUGUACCAUUAGUUGAUGGAGGUGCCGUCCGUCUGCCCUACCUUAUUGGUCUGUCCCGUGCACUGGACCUAAUCAUGACUGGACGUGCUGUCAAAGCCCAAGAGGCUAUUGAAAUUGGCCUUGUAAACCGUGUUGUGCCGAAAGGAAAGGCCAUAGAGGAAGCGAUUAAAAUUGCAGAGAAGAUCUCGCGAUUCCCACAGGAGUCCCUCAAGGCUGACCGCAAAACAGCAUUCUACUCCACAUUCAAUGCUGACUCGUUCUACGAUGCAUUGACAUAUGAAUAUCGCAAGGGAGUGAAGAUACCAAUUGUGAGAGAUGCCAUAGCCGGUGCCCAACAGUUCCAACAGGGGAUGGGAAAGAAGGGUUCAUUCGAUGAGUGGUAAUCUGUCAAACAUUCUGCAUCAUUCUUGAUGUGCAUGCUAGAUUUUUUUUUUGCUUUCGUAGAAAGAAAUGUUUUUGUAUGUAAGAAACAUGAUUUAUAAAAUUAAUUAUCAUUAAGAUUAUACAAUGCUAAUCUGUACUUGUUGCAAGUAGAUAUAAAUGAAACAAAAAUGCAUCUCAAAAAGGCAUGCACUUUAAAAGUAAGGUAAAGACAAAACCACACCUUAUACUGCACACAUCCUAGAUCUGGAAGGAAAUUGAUAAAACUAUGCCUUAGUUAUAAAAAUCUCUUUUAUAAUGCUGUUUGUUUUGAAACCCUAAAGUAUUUAUAGUAUAUAAAAAUAUAAGACACUUUCAUAUAUAUUAGACACUUACAUAUAUAUGUAACUAUCCAAGUAAAUAAUGUUUUUAAUAAGUUUUAGUGGAAGGGAUGCAACUAAAAGCAAUGCUCUCAUAGUUUAAACAAACCAAACACUGUUCGUUGCCUAUAUAGAUAUGUACUCUAUGGAUAGACUAUAAUACAUGUUAUAAAUGUCCAACCAUGAAAUAAACUGUUUAAAUUAUAGUUUUCAA